Messenger RNA from Schistosoma rodhaini, 4159 nucleotides. Lineage: Eukaryota; Metazoa; Platyhelminthes; Trematoda; Strigeidida; Schistosomatidae. The record is from the annotation of a GenBank genome assembly.
GUAUAAUUAUACAAGCAAAACUACACGACCGCACACAAUACUUAAAUUCUGUUGGACAAGAGGAGAAUAUCCGCAUGUCCGUUUUCUAAAUUAAAAAAAUUUAAUAAAAUGUAUUUAAACACACCACACGUAUUUAUAGAAAAAUAAAUAAGCAAUUGGAAGUCAUGACAGUUUUCUGUUUAAAAUAUGAAAAAAAAACUAAAUAUAAUUACAUAAGUGAAAUCAGGGAAUAUUGAUAGUUAGAAUACAACACAAAUUUACCCUACUUAAUACAUAAACACUAUCUUGUAAAGUAUUCAAGAUGGAAUUCAAUUAAGACAUGUAUAUACAUAUAUUUAUUUAUAUAUAUGGUUGAUGAUAUAUGAGAAUACAUCCUUAAUCAAGGAAAAAACCGGAACACUAAUAAAGAAAGAUAAAAAGUUUAAAAAAAAUUAAAUAAUGAACAAUCAAUUGCCAGCAGAAUCUUUGAUAACAACUGCAACAAUCAAUAGAAACACUUAUGACAGUUUAUUAACCAUGUCACAGAAGUAUACAGAAUUACUUAAUUUAGAUAAAAAUAUUUCGAUGAAGAGAGCCUACGAUUAAAAAAACAUCUGGACUGAGAAACGACCUCAAACUACGGUAUUUAAAAAUAUUAACCCAUAGGCAGUAUGAGAUUCGGGAAUGAAACACCAAGCAGCAUAACUAACUGUCACACUAUAAGUACAUGAAAAGCCGACGACAAUAAAAAUACACCUAAUAAAUGUGUUACAUAAAAAUGUGCACAUCAAUGCUUAUGAUGAACAGUGGAACUAUAAAUAUGAAUCAAACGUUCACAAAUAAUUGGGUUGAUGAAAUCAAUCCUAAAGCCAACUUAUCGAAUUUACCAAUUUAUUCAAAAUCUGAUCAAUUACCAACAUCUAAAGCACAUAUUUUUCCGACAUCUUUACAAUUAAAUCAACCGAAAUAUCAAACGUCACAAUCUCCAUUAUUAUUUGAUUUCUCUUCAGAUCUAGGCAAAACUGAGCAUUCAUCGCAUCGUAUACCAAGUUGGCGUAAUUUCCUAAUUUGUAUUUACACUCUAUUAACAAUAUGUGGUGCAACAUUCAAUUUAAUUUUAAUAUUUGCCUUGUUAAAAUUUAGAAAACAAACAUUAUCGCACAAUAUUACAAAUUUGUUUGUAUUAUGCUUAGCUGUAUCCGAUAUAUUUUUGUGUUCGGUGAGUAUGCCGAUACAAUUAUAUUAUGAAAUGACAGAGAAUCACAAACCAAGUACAGAUUUAUGCCGAGUAUUAUUUAGUAGUUUCGGUAUACCAAUGUACAUAUCAUGUUUAACUAUUUUAUUAAUUGCAUUUGAUAGAUAUCGUCUUAUCGUUUAUCCAUUAAAAACACAAUUAACACCGAAAGCAGCAUUUGGUCUAAUUAUUAUUGUCAUAUUAUUUAGUGCAUUGAAUUCAAUACCAGUUGCAUUACAGGUAAAUAGUGAAGGUUUAAAUGAUUAUCAUUAUUGUGUAGAAUCAUGGCCAAGUCCACAAUUACGAUUUGCUUAUUCUGUAUCCAUUUUUGUUAUAUUAGUGCUAUUACCGUUAAGUGCAUCAGGUGGAUUUUAUUUAGCUAUCUAUCGACGAUUAAAACAACGACCUUGUCAAUUAAAUGCUAGUAAAGAAGCAGAAAAACGUAAAAAGCGUACAACUAGUUUAUUAGUAAUAACAGUUGUUUGUUUUGCAGUCUGUUGGACGCCAUGGUGUUCAUAUUCAUUAUUAUUAGAAGUACAAGCUUUAUUAAAUGUUGAAAAUCAUUUACCAUCAGCAAGUACAUAUGAUUUAAUAAAAUUUAAUCAAUUAUUCAAUUCAAGUCAACAAACAAUUCAUAAAGAUGAUGAAACAUGGAAAUACUCUAUUGGUUUGAAAACAUGUGAAGAUCUUCUAUGGUAUACAAUGAACCAAUCAUUACCUAUUAUGAAUGAAAAUUUUACAAUGAAUUCAUCGAUUGACUUAAUGAAACCAAAUAUGAAUAUUAUACCGGGGAGACACAUAAAAAUUAUUGAUCUUUUAUUAAAAUUAUUUGCGAUGGGUUCCGCCUGUGUCAAUCCAUUGUUGUAUGGAUGGUUAAAUGAACCGAUACGUGUAGUAAUGCGUAGACAAUACAGUAGAUUUGAAGGAUGCUUUAAAUGCUUUAAAAUUAGCCGAUGUCGUGGAAACAAUAACAAACAUAUGAAAAACUAUGUAGAGGAACAAAAUUUACAAAAAAGACCAUUAAUUAAUAUAUCUUGCUUUGAUAAACAUAAAUCAACAUUAUUAUCAUCAUCAUCAUCCAAAUUUUUGACACCACACUUCAUUAAAUCCAAUUCAGAUUAUGAUACGAAACCGAAAUUGAUAAUUGACAGACCAAAAAUUGGUAGUAAGCAACUAAAUGAUUCUCGAUCAAUGUGUUAUACUGAAGGAGAUACUAAUCUUAAUAACAAAGACAGUUUAAAUCAAAUAAUCUUAAUAAAAAAUAAUAAACUUGAUUCUGAUACUGGCAUUUUAACUAACAAUAAUAAUAAUACUGUCGACAUCAAUUGAGGCUCAUCUGAUUUACUGCCAUUCAAAAAAGCCUUAAAUUUAGAAGGAAAUAAAGAUGCUAAAUAUCAUGAGUUAAUAAAUUAUAACUAAAUGUAUUCAAUUCUUAGAGUAAACCACUAAAUUAUUUAAAUUUAAUUCCUUAAUUUUUUUUCACAAAUAAAACAGAACAUUCCACACUCCAUAUACAAAGAAACAAAGAAUCUGUUAACUUUUAUGUAUCCAAGGAUGAAGAAUGAAUAGAUGAUAAGAUUGACAACUAGCGGAUAUAUGGAUGAAAUAUGAAACAGGGAAGUUAACUGAGAAUCAUAUAUAUUUUUCGUUGUAUAAAUAUAAAUUUCUUACAGGAUACUAGUGUUGUUAGUGAUAGCCAUAUAUUUAGCUCAAACGUUUUCUCAGAUAGAUUGAAGUUGACUUAUAUCAUGCAUUCAUAUAAACUGAGGAAUCAUCGAACUUCUCUGAAAUGUCCACACGCGACAUAGUCAGGAAUCGAUAAUAGGACCUUAAUGACUUCAAAAGAUGGAAAUUUCGCUAAGUAGAAAUAUGAACUACUGGAUUUUAACUAAGUUAUUUAGUGCUUAAACGCUUACGUUUGUCCUGAAAAUUAUAGAACCGAUCUAUCGCGAAGUAAUGGAUGUCUAGUUGAAAGCAGUUGUCCCUUAACAAACUUUACAGUUGACCCAUCUCUUGUCUUUGUUAUUCGCGAAUAGAUGGUGCAGCUCUAUGCAAAACUAUUUUCAUCAUCUGCUUACCGAAAUAUCCGGGAGAUAUUCAUAAGACUACCUCUUUUGGAUGGUAAAGAAACAAACCACCUACUUUAAUAACAAAUAUAUUAAGAAUAAAAACAAGAAAGCUUUAUGUACAGGCAAUAAAAAAAGAUUUAAUUGUCGCAACAUAGACCAUUUCUAACUCAAAAAAAUAAACAUGGAACAGUUUGUUUAUCAUCUCAAAAGUAUAAAUUAUUAUUAAAUUAGAUCAGUGCGUUGUUAAAAGGCUUUUUGGCAAACGAUUUAUGAUUCUCAGUUAAAAUCAAAUCCAGUAUAUUUUGUCAUUGUAGUAAAAAUGUUGUUGUUACAGCUAUUUAAUCGAAACACUACGCAGUAUUCUUAAGGUCCCAAUCAACAGAUAUUCUAGUGAAAAUAAUGUCAAGUAACAUGAUUACGCAUUAUCUUUCAUAACUGACUUAAUCUUUCAGUAUCAUACAUUACAUUAAGCCAUUAAUGGUUACUAGUAAAUAAUUGAGUGUUUUUUUUAAAAAUUACUUUGAUAUUAUCUACAAAAACUGUUGGAUUAACACGUCAAUGUAAAACGACAAGUGAAUAAGGCCAAAAAUGAUAUAUAAGCAUAAAUAACACAUAUUUUCGAUGUGAUUUACAAUGAACAAUUAGAUAAGAGGAAAAACUAAUUAUUUAAGUUCGAAAGAAAGCUUCUAAGACAAUACGAAAUCAGUUACAGAAGUAUAAGAAGUCGAAUAGCGAUGGGAGUAGUUGUUUUUUUCCAGUUUGAGAAUACUCAAUAAUGUAUAUCCACAACCACUGAAAGAGAUAGGAAAAUAGGUGGCCUACUUGAACAUCUGGGCCACCUGUUCUUGUCAUUUAGAUAUUUCAACAAGUUAUCUAA